Molecule: messenger RNA, 2233 nt
Organism: Pterocles gutturalis (yellow-throated sandgrouse)
Lineage: Eukaryota; Metazoa; Chordata; Aves; Pterocliformes; Pteroclidae
Gene: ADCY9
Product: adenylate cyclase 9
Exons: 8
Biological process (GO): intracellular signal transduction; adenylate cyclase-activating G protein-coupled receptor signaling pathway; cyclic nucleotide biosynthetic process
Molecular function (GO): adenylate cyclase activity
Source: RefSeq, a predicted model, not a curated record
CCUUGCCCUUCAUGUAGUACCACCCUUGCUCCCCACUGCGAUGUCAGCAUAGACGAAGGAGCUAUCCAAAAUGGUUGUCAGGAUGAGCAUAAAAACAGUACGAAGGCUCCAGGAGGACACAGUCCAAAGACUCAGAAUGGACUUUUGAGCCCUCCCCAGGAAGAAAAGUUGAGCAACAGUCAAACCUCGCUUUAUGAAAUGUUGCAGGAGAAAGGAAGAUGGGGUGGAGUGAGCCUGGAUCAAUCGGCUCUCCUUCCUUUGAGGUUCAAAAACAUCAGAGAAAAGACAGAUGCUCACUUUGUGGAUGUGAUUAAAGAAGACAGCCUCAUGAAAGACUACUUCUUUAAACCGCCCAUUAGCAAGCUGAGCCUGAACUUCUUGGACCAGGAUUUGGAGAUGGCCUACAGGACCAGCUAUCAGGAGGAGGUUAUGAAGAACGCUCCAGUGAAGACGUUUGCCAGCGCUACCUUCAGCUCGCUCCUGGACGUGUUCCUCUCCACCACAGUCUUCCUCAUACUCUCUAUCACGUGUUUCCUGAAACACGGGAUGGUCGCGUCCCCUCCGCCACCCGCAGCAGUCGUGGUGUUCAUCAUCGCCAUCCUGCUGGAGGUGCUGUCCCUUGUCGUCUCCAUUAGGAUGGCGUUCUUUCUGGAGGAGGUGAUGACUUGCACCAAGCGGCUCCUGGAGGUGAUAUCUGGCUGGCUGCCUCGACAUUUUUUUGGUGCAAUCCUGGUUUCUCUCCCAGCUCUUGCAGUUUUUUCACACUUCACCUCUGAUUUUGAAACAAAUAUACAUUACACCAUGUUUAUGUGUUGCGCCAUUCUGAUCACCAUUGUGCAGUACUGUAACUUCUGCCAGCUUAGCUCCUGGAUGCGAUCUCUGUUGGCAACCGUAGUAGGAGCAGUGCUUCUCAUUCUGCUCUACGUCUCCUUGUGUCCAGACAGCUCCGUGGAAACUUUUCAUCUAGAUUUGGCCCAGAACUUUAGCUCUGGAAGAAGCCCGUGCAAUAGCUCAGCGCCAAAUGACACGAAGAGGCCGGCAGACCUGAUCGGUCAGGAGGUGAUUUUGGUUUCCUUCCUUCUGCUUCUCCUGGUCUGGUUUCUGAAUCGAGAGUUUGAAGUCAGUUACCGCCUCCACUACCACGGAGAUGUGGAGGCUGAUCUUCAUCGCACCAAAAUUCAGAGCAUGAGAGAUCAGGCUGACUGGUUGCUGAGGAAUAUUAUUCCGUACCACGUGGCUGAGCAGUUGAAGGUUUCCCAGAGCUAUUCCAAAAACCACGACAGUGGCGGAGUCAUCUUUGCAAGUAUCGUGAACUUCAGCGAGUUCUAUGAAGAGAACUACGAAGGAGGAAAAGAGUGCUACAGAGUCCUGAAUGAACUCAUCGGGGAUUUCGAUGAGCUGCUGAGCAAAUCGCACUACAGCAGCAUUGAGAAAAUCAAAACCAUUGGGGCAACCUACAUGGCGGCUUCAGGACUCAACACCUCGCAGUGUCAGGACAGCAACCAUCCCCACGGACAUUUGCAGACCCUUUUUGAAUUUGCCAAAGAAAUGAUGCGAGUGGUGGAUGACUUUAACAACAACAUGCUGUGGUUCAAUUUUAAACUUAGGAUUGGCUUUAACCACGGGCCCCUCACGGCUGGGGUCAUUGGCACCACCAAGUUGUUGUACGACAUCUGGGGUGACACUGUGAACAUCGCGAGCAGGAUGGACACCACCGGCGUGGAGUGUCGCAUACAGGUGAGUGAGGAGAGCUACCGCAUCCUCAACAAGAUGGGGUAUGACUUUGACUAUAGGGGGACGGUCAAUGUGAAGGGGAAAGGUCAGAUGAAGACCUACCUCUACCCUAAAUGCAUGGACAACGGCAUCGUGCCGCAUCACCAGUUGUCUAUAUCUCCAGACAUUCGGGUUCAAGUGGAUGGCAGCAUUGGGCGAUCUCCGACGGACGAGAUCGCCAGCCUGGUGCCUUCUGUACAGAAUUCUGAUAAGAUAGCGCAUGGCACAGAUAACUCAGAAACCAAGGACAUCCUGCCUUCCACCCAGAAGCUCCAGAAAGAUGCAGUGAGAGCGGAGGAGAGGUGCAGGUUUGGCAAAGCCGCCGAGAAGUCUGACUGUGAGGAAGCAGGAACUGAGGAGGCCGAUGAACUGACAAAGCUAAAUAUCUCUAAGAGUGUAUGAUGCACUGUCGAGAGUUGCAUGAAGUGCUCUGUCAAUAGAAACACAAAGACCUUUGCAA